This is a messenger RNA of Cylicocyclus nassatus, 201 nucleotides long. NCBI's taxonomy places the organism in Eukaryota, Metazoa, Nematoda, Chromadorea, Rhabditida, Strongylidae. The record is from the annotation of a GenBank genome assembly.
AUGGACUCAGUCUCCUGGUCGCGUCGGAGUCAGAGAUUUGAGGGGAAGGGAAAGGAUGCAAUGCUCAUUGUGAAAUUAUCUGAGGGUGCGAAUCGAGCGCAGGAGGGAUGGGGGAACGGAGGAGGUAAUCACUAUUCUUCGAAGUUCCCUAAUCCAAAGGCAACAUACAUUUACAUUAUCGCUGCUUGUUUUUCUUUCUAG